AUGCGAGGCCUUGGGCCGGGCCUCACGGCGCGGCGUUUCCUCUCGCUGCGGUUCCCUUCGCGGCCGCCUCGGCCGCCCGGGGCCUGGCUAUCUAGCAGGCCCGCGGCGGCGGCCGGCGCCCUGGAGCGGGCCAUGGACGAGCUGUUGCGCCGCGCCGUACCGGCCACGCCGGUAUACGAGCUGCGCGAGAAGACGCCAGCACCGGCUGAGGGUCAGUGCGCGGACUUCGUUAGCUUCUACGGCGGCCUGGUCGAGGUGGCCGAGCGGGCUGAGCUGCUGAGCCGCCUGGCGCAGGGCUUCGGCGUGGAUCACGGCCAGGUGGCCGAACAGAGUGCCGGCGUGCUGCAGCUGCGCCAGCAGUCGCGGGAGGCGGCCGUGCUGCUGCAGGCCGAGGACCGGCUGCGCUACGCGCUCGUCCCGCGUUACCGCGGCCUCUUCCAUCACGUUAGCAAGUUGGACGGCGGGGUGCGCUUCCUGGUGCGCCUGCGCGCCGACCUGCUGCAGGCGCUGACGCUCAAGCUGCUGGAGGGGCCGCACAUCCGGGAAAUGGACGGUGUGCUGAAAAGCAUGCUCUCAGAAUGGUUCUCCUCCGGGUUCCUCAACCUAGAACGGGUCACCUGGCAUUCCCCGUGUGAGGUGCUUCAGAAAAUCAGUGAGUCUGAAGCAGUGCAUCCUGUGAAAAAUUGGAUGGAUAUAAAGCGUCGCGUGGGGCCUUACAGAAGAUGCUACUUUUUUUCUCACUGCUCCACCCCAGAGGAGCCACUGGUGGUUCUCCAUGUGGCCCUGACCAGCGACAUCUCCAGCAACAUCCAGGCCAUAGUGAAGGAGUGUCCGCCCGCAGACCCUGAGGACAAGAACAGCAUCAGCACUGCUAUCUUCUACUCCAUCAGUCUGGCCCAGCCUGGCCUCCAGGGCGUUGAGCUGGGAACAUUCCUUAUAAAACGUGUCAUAAAGGAGCUGCAGACAGAGUUCCCUCACCUGCAGACCUUUUCCAGUCUGUCGCCCAUACCCGGCUUCACCAAGUGGCUCCUGGGCCAGCUGAGCUCGCAGAAGGAGCACAGCCGGAGCCAGCUCUUCACCGACUCGGAGGCUCGGGAGCUGGCCGAACUCACCGGCGGGCCCAUCGCCGAGACCCUCAAGGUCUUCCUCAGCGGCUCUGAGUGGGCCAAGUCCGAGAAACUGGUGCGGGCGCUGCGGGCGCCCCUGAUGAGACUCUGCGCCUGGUACCUGUACGGCGAGAAGCAUCGCGGUUACGCCCUCAACCCCGUCGCCAACUUCCACCUGCAGAACGGGGCUGUGAUGUGGCGGCUCAACUGGAUGGCCGAUGAGAGCCUCAAGGGCGUCAGCAGCUCCUGUGGCCUGAUGGUCAAUUACCGUUACUACCUGGAUGAGACGGCCACGCACAGCACUUCCUACCUGGGCUCCAAACACAUCAAAGCCUCCGAGCAGGUCCUCAACCUCGUCUCCCAGUUCCAGAAGAACAGCAAGCUGUAG
This is a messenger RNA of Chrysochloris asiatica (Cape golden mole), 1494 nucleotides long. RefSeq names its product malonyl-CoA decarboxylase (gene MLYCD). Lineage: Eukaryota; Metazoa; Chordata; Mammalia; Afrosoricida; Chrysochloridae. The transcript is spliced from 5 exons. The record is from RefSeq and is a predicted model, not a curated record. Gene Ontology annotation, cellular component: peroxisomal matrix; mitochondrial matrix. Gene Ontology annotation, molecular function: malonyl-CoA decarboxylase activity. The coding region runs from base 1 to 1494 and encodes 497 amino acids. Gene Ontology annotation, biological process: malonyl-CoA catabolic process; positive regulation of fatty acid oxidation; fatty acid biosynthetic process.